Cucumis melo (muskmelon) is the source of this 2541-nucleotide messenger RNA. Its product is annotated as F-box protein At2g32560. The transcript is spliced from 5 exons. Gene Ontology annotation, molecular function: protein binding. Bases 1200 to 2390 code for a protein of 396 amino acids. The record is from RefSeq and is a predicted model, not a curated record. Lineage: Eukaryota; Viridiplantae; Streptophyta; Magnoliopsida; Cucurbitales; Cucurbitaceae.
AAUCUUGGAAAGAGAGCGUAAAGAAAGAGAGAGAGAGAGAGAGAGAGAGAAGAUUUUAAUAAUUGAGUUUUUAAGGUUUUAAGAUUUUAAGACUUCGUUUGAUUGAUAACCACACAAUAAUACCCUCCAAAAAUCUAUUUCUCCUUCUUCUUCCAGCCUUGACAGCCUAUUAAAUACUUGGGUUUCUUCUUCUUUUGUUUUUGCACACAACCUGUUUGAUUAUUUGCCCAAGAGAAGGAUUGAGGGGGAUUGAGGGCUCUGUGGGUGGUGGUGAAGGAUUUGAUGGUCCUUUAUUGAAGAAGACGACAUCUUUUCGAGGUGAGAAGGAAGGACCCCAAAUUCUUCAUCAUUUUCAUCAUCAUCCUCAAAUCCCAUCUCUUUCUUUUAUCUCUUCUUCUUCUUUGCCACUAAUCCAAGAUCUCUCCCUGUCCCUGUCUCUUGUGUCAUUUCUAAAUUUCUUACAAUUUUAAGGUGUUGGGUGCACCUAAUUGUGGCUUCUUAUAUAUCUCAACAACCCCGAUCUGUUUUUCCACCUUAUUCCUUUGGUUUAAAUCUUUAUUAAGAAACAAAAUCAGAGAUUUUGGAGAUAUGGGUCAUUGCAUCUAGACUCUUUAGAUUCAUUAUCCUUAAUUUUUUUGGGAUUCCAGGUGUCAGAAAACCACAAUAGAUUUGAGACUGCCCCACCCAAUCGACAAGCUUCAAUCGUGGGUUCAUCCAAUAGAACCUAUUUAACUCAUCUCCCCUGAUUUUUAUUUGAAUGACAGCUUGGUUUUGGCUUCUGUACGAUUGAAUGCUUUAAAGGAAGAAAGAUUGAGAGCUGAAGAAGCUGUACUAACUCGCUUUUGGUUCCUGGAUUGAUUAAGCCAAAUUUCCCCACCAAAGUUUGUCUUUUGAGGUGGCUUAAGGCAUUUCUAGUUUGCUCUGUUCGAAGCUUUGACGAGGAGGCCCACCGUUGGGGUUGGUGGGCUUCUUUCAACCAAUUAAAACCCACAUUUGAAAGGUGCCUAAGGUUUCCAUAACUUACUUUUUUUUUUCUCUUUCUUAAUGAUAUAGGAGAUAGAAGUAAAAGGGAUUUUCUUUCUGUAUUAUUCCCUUUAUUAACCAUUUGUAUUUCCUCAAUUGGUUCCUUCAUUGAUCCUUUCUCCUAUCUUUUAUUGCUAAAUCCAUUUUUUUAUCCAUAAGAUAAUACAUCUUUUGUGAUGCUUCUUUGUUUCUUCCUCACAUGUAUUUCCUUCAUUCUCUUUUUAAAGUCCCUCUCUCUCAAACCUCUCCCACUAUGGGCAGGUGAGAUGAGGUUCUUGUCCCACUGGUUCUGGAAAGAAUUAUCACUCUUUCCUAUCUACAAGGUGAUCAAGAAUAGUCUUUGUACUUAUACUUUUUGUAUUUCAUCCAAGAUGUCCUUCAAGAAGAAAUAUCUUUCAAAAGUAGAGAAUGUUGAGGAAAGUGCUGAGAUGUCGGUGUUGGACUUGCCAGAAUUGGCCUUAGAAUGCAUUCUAGAGAAACUUCCACCUGAUGCUCUUUGUAGUAUGGCGGGUGUUUGUAGUUCAUUGAGAGAGAGAUGUAUAAGUGACCAUCUCUGGGAGAAGCACAUGAAGAGAAAAUGGGGUAAAGUUAUUGGUCAAGCUGCUUACAGAGAGUGGCAAUGGCAUCUUGCUUCUAGAGCGGGUGAGAGUAACCUCAAGCAGAACAAACAGAAGAGCUUAAUUAGACUUUUUUCUUUUGGUUGGUCUCUUUCAUGGAUUAGAUCAAAGGUUAAUGACAAUAACAACACGCCACGGAAUUUUCUACCAGUCGAUUCCAUCAUGGCUUGGUAUCUUGCCCUUGAGACUGGCAGAUUUUGGUUCCCGGCUCAGGUCUAUAACCGCGAGAAUGGCCAUGUUGGUUUCAUGUUGUCUUGUUAUGAUGCGGAGCUGUGCUAUGAUCUCCGCACGGACACCUUCCAAGCAAGGUAUCCUCCACAUGGUAGGCGAGCAAUCGCAAUCGAGAAUGGUGUGCAAUGGGAGAGGCUUAGAUCACCGCCCAUCGAUACUCCUCCACACGAUCUUCAUGUCUCUGACUGUUUGAACGAAUUAUGUCCUGGUGACCACAUUGAGAUACAGUGGAGAAAAAACAAAGAUUUUCCUUACGGUUGGUGGUAUGGAGUUGUAGGUCACUUGGAAACAUGUGAUGGAGAUGCUAAUCACUGCAGCUGCCAUUAUAGUGACACUGUGGUAUUGGAGUUCAAUCAAUACACCCCCGGUUCGAGAUGGAGACUCGCGAUCAUUGACCGAAAAGACCAUCGAGAGGAAGGCAACGAAGUUGAUGGGUUCUACGGAGGAAUCAGAAAGCUUUAUUCCGAAGAAGAAAUUUCAAUGUGGAAACAACUUUGGCCUACAGAUGUCUUGGAAUAGGUAGGUACUUGAGAGAUAAAGUCUAGGGAGCUGGGUGGUUCUUUAUAGUUUAUACCUCUUGAACUUGAAGGAAGCCUAUGCUUCUUCCAUUUGUAUAAACUAAUUAUUCUGUUUCCAUGAUAUGAAAAGUGAUUUUUAGAAACAGCAAAAA